Osmia bicornis bicornis is the source of this 1539-nucleotide messenger RNA. Its product is annotated as WD repeat-containing protein 18. The record is from RefSeq and is a predicted model, not a curated record. The transcript has a single exon. Gene Ontology annotation, biological process: DNA-templated DNA replication; rRNA processing. Lineage: Eukaryota; Metazoa; Arthropoda; Insecta; Hymenoptera; Megachilidae. Gene Ontology annotation, molecular function: protein binding. Gene Ontology annotation, cellular component: nuclear pre-replicative complex. The coding region runs from base 137 to 1423 and encodes 428 amino acids.
CUAACCUAUUUUGACGCACAUGUUUACGGGAAAUUCAAACGUGCUCCCGGAGGAAUCAUUCGUUAGUUCAAGAAAUCAUGUAAAUGACUAUAGUGACAGUAGUUUUUCCGUUACGGUAAGCUGAAAACAUAACAUAAUGUCACGAAUCGCCAACACAAGGGAGGUGAUAUUGACGAGCGACAGCACAGGUGAGCAUUGGAGUGCCGCCUUGUGGGACCCGCGAACUGGUUCACUUUUAUCGACCUACAAGCAUGCCGGAGCCCUGACGCAUCAUACUCUGCAGCUUUUAAGCGACAGUUACGUGAUCGGCGCCGAUUUAACGAAGCCUCGCAUCCACGUUUGGCCUUUGAACAGCCACAACCCGGUACCUAACCUCCGACUAACGACGCCAGGAAAGGUGACCGCCUUGUGCUCCACGCCGAAUGGCGCUUACAUUGUCGCAGCGAUAUCAGAGAAGCUGUUUUUAUGGCAAGUGUGCAACGGACGCUUGCUAGGGAAUUUAUCGCAGCACUAUCAGACAGUGAGCUGCUUGUCGUUCAGCAAAGACGGUUCGAUUUUCGCCAGUGGCGCUGAAGAUGGUUUGGUCUUCGUCUGGUCGUUGUACCGGGUGCUAAACGACGAGCGACCCACGGCGUUGCACGCCUUCUCGCAUCAUUCUUUACCGGUGAAGGAUCUACAAUUUGGGCACGCAGGUUCUCGAGCAAGAUUAUGCUCGGUGUCCUUGGAUCGCACAUGCAACGUCUACGAUCCUGGCAGCGGAUUACUACUCCUCACCCUAGUCUUCAACGUGCCACUCACUUCCGUUUGCCUGAACACAAAGGAAAGCGAUCUAUUCGUCGGCUGCACAGAUGGAAGCAUAUACAGAUUCAAUCUGCACGAACCACCCCGAGGAAUAGAGCAUCACGUGCAAAUUCGAAAGGACGAUGACGCAGGACAGGCGGUGAUUUUUCAAGGGCACAAAUCGAGCGUAGUCACCCUAUCCGUAUCGAUCGAUUGCCGAUACUUGCUGUCCGGUUCGAUCAGCGGCGAAGUUCAUCUCUGGGAUAUCGCUAGCCAUCAGAUUCUUAGAACCAUCGAUCACAAAGGACCGAUCACCGCCGCCUUCUUCGCGAAACACUACGAGAACUUCCGGGUGACGGAUCUUAAGCCCCGUUUGCAAGUUUCAAACCUGCAGCGAGUGGCUGACGAGGCGGGAAAGGAGAGUCUAAUCGAGGUGGUAUCACGAGAUCAAAAUCAUGGGGAAUUAUUGGAUUUCGAGUCGUAUGUUGAGAACAGAGGCGAUUCGAGGGGAUCGGAGGAUCGAUCCUCUAGGAAGAUUCUCGAGAUGAGGGAGGAGAUCGAUAGACUGAAAGAAAUUAACGCCGCCAUUUAUCAGUACAGCGUGAAACGGAUCUUGAAUAAAACGAACGGUACCAGUUCGUGAAAAGCCUGGAUUACGUUCUACUUUAUGGAUAAGAUUAUCUCGAACCUACAUUAUUGAAUUGUAUCAACAUUUUGUAUGAUAAUUGAUUAUAAUAAAGAGUACCUGUUGUUACGCUA